Molecule: messenger RNA, 3260 nt
Organism: Linepithema humile (Argentine ant)
Lineage: Eukaryota; Metazoa; Arthropoda; Insecta; Hymenoptera; Formicidae
Gene: spas
Product: spastin
Cellular component (GO): microtubule cytoskeleton
Molecular function (GO): ATP binding; microtubule severing ATPase activity; ATP hydrolysis activity
Source: RefSeq, a predicted model, not a curated record
GACGCGAUUAGGCGUCUUCUGGCCGUUGAAAUUCGUUAAAAUCAAGCAAAUAGUACGAUUCGACGAUAAGUGGACGCGCACUUGUCACUUCUCACUUUUAGUUCGUUACUUUCGAGAGUGUACGAUAUGGUGGCGCUUUAGCUGUCCUCCACUUUUUUUUCAAGAGGGAGUUACAACCCCCUGGUUUGAGGUAGCAGAUGAAAACAAGCGAUGCUCAAGUUGAGCGAAGGUUUGUGUUGUCUCUUCGUCGUCUGCUACCGUAUCGUGAGAGAGAAACCCGUGGAAGAGACGCGAAAGAUCGACUCGCCGUUGCCAUCCCUAUCGUAUCACUAUAUCCCAGGUGAUUUUUCGUGAAUACCACAACGCGAUCCUCUGCGGCGUCUGCUAUUCCUCCUCUUCCUCCUCCUCCUCCUUCUUCUCCUUCUCCUCCUCCUCCUCAUCAUCAUCAUCAUCAUCUUUAUCCUUCUGCAUUCACGCGGGCGUUCAAACCGCGGGAACGAUGUAGACGUCCUCCACCGACAGCAUCUCUGUCCUUCGAUCAGCGCGUCGGGGAUGCCGGCACGGCCGCUUGCGGCUGCCACCAUCGUCGACGACUACGAGCGGCGCAGUACCCGCCGUACCCGUGGGAAAUGUCUUACAGUGAUGGCACACGCCCGACACGUAAAUUUGGCCCAAAAUCGCCAAAGAAACUGUGCGUGACCAAGAGCGAAAACAGCGACAAGACCACAACAACAGUCAACUGUGGCAGCCAUCAUCACAAUCACUACCAUCACAACCAUCACCGCUUCCUGGACGGCACUCAACCGUCGGUGCACAAGCGCAAUCUCUACCUUGUUUCAUCCCCGCUGAUACUACUGUUUAACGUGCUGCGCACACUGCUGUAUCAGCUGUUUGUGGUAUUCAGAUAUUUGUAUACCUCUACAUCUCAGCUGAUCCAGCGCAGGCAGCAGUCCAAGCAGGCCUGUCACUUGGAGAUAGUUGUUGGGCAGAAACCGACGGAUGGCCGUUUGGUCAACGGUAGUCAGGCGGAAAGUGAGACCAUCAUGUCGCAAGUGCCUAGACGUCCGAUCGGGCCAGGCCCUGCAGAUCCGUUACUCGCUAAGCAGAAACAUCAUCAUCGUAGAGCGUUUGAGUUUAUCAGCAAAGCGCUCAAAAUUGAUGAGGAUAAUGAAGGACAAAAGGAAAUGGCAAUCGAAUUAUAUAAAAAGGGAAUAGGAGAACUGGAGAAGGGAAUAGCUGUAGAAUGCACUGGUGGACACGGUGAGGUAUGGGAGCACGCCCAAAGACUUCACGACAAGAUGUGUACAAAUCUGGUGAUGGCAAAAGACAGGCUGGAAUUCCUCGUGAGUGUGUGUGAGCUGAGAAAGCUGGGUAUCAACAAUGAAUACCGUACUUCUGGAAAUAAAACGGACGGCGAAUCGCAUCCGGGAAAGCAUCUGAGGGCUCGCCGCAAUAUACAUACUUUUCAAACCACUCGUACCUCACCCAACACUAAUUAUAAUAAGAAUACGAACAGUACGCACACAACAGUUAACACCGGGCAGGCCAUAUGUACCCAAAUUCCCAAGUUAAGGCCACGCUCACCAAAAAACUGUUGUGCUCAUACUACUGAAGCAUCUGGCAGAAAAUUAUCGGUCCCCGGAAAGCGAAUGACAGGAAUACCUUUGAACAAGAGUCAGACGCUGCCUCGAAGUAUGGGCAGAUCGACACCUGUUCAACCUUGCCACAGAACCAUGCCUAUCAAACCGUCCUCCACUCCACCCUCCGUGAAAAGGCAGCUGUCUGUACCUGGCAACGGCUCGCCUAUAAGACGUCCGGGAACACCUACUACCUCGAACAGUAACAGAAGUACGCCAACCAGAAAAGUACCUGUGUUGAAGGGAGUGGAUCCAAAACUUGCCCAAGUGAUUCUCGACGAGAUCUUGGAAGGAGGAACGCCGGUGCAAUGGGAGGACAUUGCUGGUCAAGAGACGGCGAAACAAGCUUUACAAGAGAUGGUGAUUCUACCGUCGCUGCGACCCGAGCUGUUUACCGGUCUGCGAACACCUGCAAGAGGACUGCUACUAUUCGGACCACCGGGAAACGGGAAGACGUUGCUGGCACGUGCCGUUGCGACUCAAUGCAACGCGACGUUCUUUUCGAUCUCUGCCGCUAGUCUCACGUCCAAAUACGUUGGAGAGGGUGAGAAAUUGGUGAGGGCUCUGUUCGCGAUCGCGCGGGAGUUGCAGCCGUCUGUCAUCUUUAUCGACGAGGUGGACUCGCUGUUGAGCGAACGAAAGGAUAACGAGCACGAAGCGUCCAGGAGACUAAAAACAGAAUUCUUAGUUGAGUUUGACGGUUUGCCGUGCAAUCCCGAAGAAAGAGUGCUCGUUAUGGCCGCUACGAAUAGACCACAGGAGUUGGAUGAAGCUGCGCUGAGACGAUUUACGAAACGCGUGUACGUCAUGUUGCCGGACUUGCAAACGAGAAUCUUGUUACUUCGGAGGCUUCUAGCCAAACACAAUGAUCCACUGACACCCGAAGAAUUGAACGAGAUGGCAAUUCUGACGGACGGAUAUUCGGGAAGCGAUUUGACUGCGCUAGCUAAAGAUGCCGCACUUGGGUCCAUCAGAGAACUGAAUCCAGAUCAGGUGAAAGAAUUGGACCUCAAUUCCGUUCGUAAUAUUACAAUGCAAGAUUUCCGCGAUUCCCUAAAGAGAAUUCGCAGAUCCGUUUCACCGGCAAGUUUAGCCGCCUAUGAAAAAUGGAGCUUCGAAUACGGAGACGUGAGUCUUUGAUUUAUGAUGAACUGCCCAGAGCUCCAGAACAAUCGCAUUCGAAUGAAAUGUAAUUGACGAUACGGAAUUACAAAUGUUCCCGAGUAUCGAAAAACAACUGUAAUGUCGACACAAACAGCAACUUUGUUUUUAUUCCACGCUAUGAACAAUAUUAAUCUUUAUAAAAAAGAAAAGAGAAAAUAGCAGUGAGAAGAGCAGUGAAAGAGUGAGGAAAAGAAAGUACUUUUAUUUUGACUUGUGAGAAUAUCGAAUAUCGAUUCGUAUUGCGAUCGCGCUUAACACGAAACGUAGCUGUUUGAGUCUCAUCUUAUUUUUACACAUUAUGAGUAACUUUUAUGUCAAACGUAUCAUUAAAAAUACGUUUCUCAUUGAUUUUAAUAAACUCUAGUACUUUACACUCUACUCAGCGAUCAGAUAUUAUAGCAUUUGCAGUUUGAAUGUUGUUACCAUUUUGAUAUUAAAAGCAUGAUUAUUAUUAUUUCA